CCUAGCGCAUACCACUGCGUUUUACGCCAUACAACGCAGUCGCCGACCUCUGCGUUCAUCAAAUCGCUGUUCGUUCGACCAUCACUGUGCGUCGUGCGAAUGAAUGCGAUAUAGGAAAGUCCUAGACAGAGGAAAUUUGUGUGCCAGCAAAUAUUUUAAAACUUGUCCAUAUUCAAUAUAACAGAAAUAACAAUGUCGGACAAAGUCGCAUACCGAUAUCUGAGCUUCUCCAAUAUGGAAGACUACAAUUUAAUAAAUAUCGUGCAACAACAUCGCAUUCUCUACGAUAUCAACCAUAAAGAUCACAGAGAUUUUGGACUAAGGGCGAAGUUAUGGAACGAUAUUGCUGAGAAAAUGGAUAGAAGUGUUGAAGAAUGCAAGAGGAGAUGGCGUAAUAUGAAGGAUACGUAUUUCAGGUUCAAGAGAAAAAACCUGAAAUCAUCUUGGAUACUGGCAAAACGUUUGAAGUUCCUAGAUUCAGCUGGAAGAAAUAUGAGAAGGAUCGAAAAUAAUUCCAAAGUUGAAGAGAUGCCAGUUGCUGCAGAUGAAGAUCUAACACAGUCUCAUCAUGAACUGGAUUCAUUAAAACCAGAUCCAUAUCCUUACGAGCUUAGUUCAAACUCUGACAAAAUAAAUAAUUCUGAUUCUUUGAGGGACAAUAAUUUUAUCAAAUUGAUUGAACAGAAACAGGAAGAACAAGACCUCGUGAAAACUGAUCCCAUUUUCGCUUUCUUCCAUAGUAUGGCAUUAUCUGUGAAAAAGAUGCCUCCAGAAUUGGUAGCUGAGGCCAAAGUUAAGAUUUGUGAGCUUGUAGGAAGUUUAGAACUGAGAGCAAUCCGUAUGGAGCACCCAAUAGACGCCAGCAAUUUGAAGGAAGAAGUAGAAGAAAUCAGUAUUUACGAAAAUCGGUAGAGCUCACUAAAAUUAUGCAAUAGAACAAAAUAUAUGAAAGGAUAUUAAAUUGAA
Harmonia axyridis is the source of this 966-nucleotide messenger RNA. RefSeq lists its product as uncharacterized. Bases 193 to 912 code for a protein of 239 amino acids. The transcript is spliced from 3 exons. The record is from RefSeq and is a predicted model, not a curated record. Gene Ontology annotation, molecular function: DNA binding. Gene Ontology annotation, biological process: regulation of transcription by RNA polymerase II. Gene Ontology annotation, cellular component: transcription regulator complex; nucleus. Lineage: Eukaryota; Metazoa; Arthropoda; Insecta; Coleoptera; Coccinellidae.